Molecule: messenger RNA, 3181 nt
Organism: Helicoverpa zea (corn earworm)
Lineage: Eukaryota; Metazoa; Arthropoda; Insecta; Lepidoptera; Noctuidae
Gene: Rop
Product: protein ROP
Exons: 15
Coding region: 15-1766 (583 amino acids)
Biological process (GO): intracellular protein transport; neurotransmitter secretion; vesicle-mediated transport
Cellular component (GO): plasma membrane; secretory granule
Molecular function (GO): syntaxin binding
Source: RefSeq, a predicted model, not a curated record
GUCUACAGUUCAAGAUGGCUCUCAAAGCACUUGUCGGGCAAAAGAUUAUGAAUGAGGUGAUCCGGUAUCGGUCAAAAGGAAAGGAUAAAAUAGAAUGGCGCGUCUUGGUGGUGGACCAGCUGUCCAUGCGCAUGGUGUCCGCAUGCUGCAAGAUGCAUGACAUCUCUGCUGAGGGCAUCACCUUGGUGGAAGACAUUCAUAAGAAGAGGGAGCCGCUAUGUACGAUGGAUGGUAUCUACCUCAUCACUCCAUCUGAGAAGUCUGUGCAUGCACUCAUCAAUGACUUCUCUGUGGGCAACCGCAUCAUGUACCGUGCUGCCCAUGUGUUCUUCACCGAAGCUUGUCCUGAUGUUCGCUUUGAUGAAUUAUCACGUAGUCCUGUAGCUAAAUAUAUCAAAACAUUAAAGGAAAUCAACAUAGCAUUUAUUCCAUAUGAACAGCAGGUAUUCUCCCUGGAUUCGCCUGAGACAUUCCAAUGCAUGUACAACCCAGCGCUCGCGCAGACUCGCAACGCCAACAUGGAGCGCAUCGCCGAACAGAUUGCUACGCUCUGCGCCACCCUCGGCGAAUACCCUUCUGUGCGGUACCGCAGUGACUGGGAACGCAAUGUUGAACUCGCCCAGCUGAUCCAACAGAAACUGGAUGCUUACAAGGCUGACGAGCCGACCAUGGGCGAGGGUCCCGAGAAGGCUCGCUCCCAGCUGCUGGUGAUCGACCGCGGCUUCGACUGCGUAUCACCAUUGCUGCACGAACUGACGCUGCAAGCUAUGGCUUACGAUCUCUUGCCCAUCGAGAAUGAUGUUUACAAAUACGAUUCGUCAGGCAACAUGAAGGAGGUGUUAUUGGAUGAAAACGACGAACUGUGGGUGGAAUUGCGGCAUCAGCACAUUGCCGUCGUAUCAACUUCUGUUACUAAGAACUUGAAGAAGUUUACCGAGUCAAAGCGCAUGGGUGGAGGCGACAAGCAGUCCAUGCGCGAUCUAUCGCAGAUGAUCAAGAAAAUGCCUCAGUACCAGAAGGAGUUGUCCAAGUACGCAACACAUCUGCGUCUGGCUGAAGACUGCAUGAAGUCGUACCAGGGUUACGUUGACAAGCUGUGCAAGGUGGAACAGGACCUGGCUAUGGGCACUGAUGCUGAAGGUGAGAAGAUCAAAGAUCACAUGAGGAGCAUUGUACCUGUACUGCUUGACCAGGCAGUGAUUAACUUCAACAAGAUGCGGAUCAUCGCGCUGUACAUAAUGUCAAAGAAUGGCAUUUCAGAAGAAAACUUGAACAAGCUUGUGACACACGCCCAGUUGGAACCUUCAGACAAACAGACACUGCUGAACCUCGCUAACCUCGGCCUCAAUGUGGUGGUUGAUGGCAACAGGAAGAAACAGUAUCAAGUACCGAGGAAGGAAAGGAUCACGGAGCAAACAUACCAAAUGUCAAGAUGGACUCCCGUCAUCAAGGAUAUCAUGGAAGACGCCAUUGAGGAUAAGCUUGAUCAGCGUCACUUCCCAUUCUUGGCUGGACGCGCGCAAACUUCAGGAUACCAAGCACCCACUAGUGUGCGCUAUGGACAUUGGCACAAGGAUAAGGCUCAGCAAACUAUCAAGAAUGUGCCUCGUCUGAUUGUCUUUGUUGUUGGAGGCGUCUGUUUCUCUGAGAUCCGCUGCGCGUAUGAGGUGACUGCUGCGCUAAAGAACUGGGAAGUGAUCAUCGGCUCUUCGCACAUACUCACUCCCGACAAUUUCCUGUCCGACCUCAGCUCUCUAACCGCCUAAACACAUCUCGAGGAAAUUGCUACCGACACAUAUGAAACUUAGAAAGUUAUUGCCUAAACUUGUUUUCCGUUGUUGAAGUAACAGUUAGCAAAUCGUACAUGUUGAAAUAUACAUGGAUUGUAUGUAUUCGUUACAUAAAGCUAGCAUGGCGUAGCCACCAGUACUAUUUAUUGUGAUAUGAGCAUAUUGUAAUUUUAUGCAAUUAAUGGCUAAUCUUAAUUUAUUAUAAGGGCCACAUUAACUUUAUUUACUGCUUUUACUUAGCAACUCGUUCUGACACGUCAGAAAAGUUAUUUUCGAAUACAAAUCGUGUGUACUAUAAUAACUUAGUAUUUUAAAUAAUGUAAGAUCAAAGAAAUUGCUUAAUUUUGUUUUAACUUUCUAUUACGUUUUGUUUGUGCAACAGAAUGAUCAAAAUGUUUAUAUUGUUGACAUUAAUUUCAUAAAUUUUAAAUCAAAAACAGAAUUAUUAGUUUGUAAGUCUGAUUGUAUUAUUUUAUUGUUAUUAGGAAUGUUAAACUUUUCAAGGCAUGGGUUUGCGAACUAUUUAAUAUAGACUGAUUUAGACCACAUGCUAUUGUUAAAUUAUGGUACAUAAAAAUUUCUAUGGAGGUAAUGAUUGAAAUGGAGUAUAGACAUAGUUUCAAACUAAAAUUGUCUUCUAAAUUAUAGUAAGGUACUUACAACGUCUUUUAUCGUGUGUGUUACUAGAUGUGAAACUCGCUUCCGAAAACCAUUGUGCAGUUAAUUUAAUGCCAAAUGCUAGAAUCUUAACGAGUAUUAACCCUAGAUAUAAUUUGUUGGCAGGAUGCGAUUGUUGUUAAACCUUGCACGUUCAGUAGUCCUGUUCAUUGCACUACUGUGGAUGUCGCAUGUUGCUUUGUCGACGCACCUGAGGUAGUUCGCGACACAUUUUAUAUAUACUUUAUCUAUGAAUUCUGCGUGUUAAAAUAUCUAGAAUUGUCCGUUACGUUUACAUUCCAAACUUCUCUAUAUUGUGUAGUUGUUAGACAGUCUUAUUAGUAACUCGUGAAAUAUUGAUUUAGUAUUUACCUCUUUAACAUUUUCUGAAGUAAGUUAGGUACGUUUGACGUAUUGGUGAUUUACAAUGUAUUCAUAAGAUAACUUGUAGUAAAGGUCUAGAUAGGGGUUCAUGUUUGAAUGUCAUAAUAUCUAUCGUUGAGUCGAUAUAGUUCAUUGUUCUUGUAAAGCAAUACAAAUAUAUCCCCAAUAUCAUCUGGCCACUGUAGCCUUAAUUAAAAUACAUUUAUCAAUUUGCAUGAAUUGUGUGUUUAAGACGGAUUGUGCAAUUAUGUAGGGAAUGUUCGUAUUAAUAGCCAGUCUAAUCAUAAAUUUAAAUAUCAGUAUUUAACUGUUAACAAUUUCAUUAAAUUAUUUAAUCAUCAAUAAAAAAA